GGCGCCUUAGGGUAAAGCCCUUCGCUAUCACUGAACCCACCCUGGUCGUCACUUUUGUCUAAGCUUCCACCACCGUUACUCCCACCACCUCCCUCCCGACAGCUCCACCGCAAGAAAACGUAAUCGGUCUCUCUGAAAUCAUCAAUAGGACUCCACUUGAGGAAUGACUCCUUAAAAUAUUCGGGGAACUCACCAGCAUGUUUACCACCAAAUUCCUCUGAAGCUAGCUAGUCGUUUCUCUUCCAUCUUUCCCGCCUGCAAUUCGACUUAUUCUCAGACAAGAUGAGAGUAAAGAAGCAGAAACGCCAUCGAAAAGCUGUCAGAUUCUAUACAGCUUGCUUUGGUUUCAGGGAGCCUUUUAAAGUUCUGUGUGAUGGAACUUUUGUGCACCACCUGCUUCUCAAUAAGAUCACUCCUGCUGAUAUUGCGUUGGCUAAUGCUUUAGGUGGCCCAGUAAAGAUUUUUACUACCAGAUGUGUUCUUGGCGAGUUGAGAAGCCUUGGUGACUCCUAUGCUGAAUCUCUUAAUGCAGCUCGUAACCUUUUAACCGCAAGGUGUGACCAUGAGAAACGGAAGAGUGCUGUCAGUUGCAUAACUGAUGUUAUUGGAGAAAACAAUUCUGAGCAUUUCUUUGUGGCUACUCAGGAUGCUGAAUUGCGGAAGAAAUUUCAAAAGGUACCAGGUGUUCCUCUUAUUUAUGGCCUUCGGAAUGCCUUAUUUCUUGAACAGCCGUCAGCUUUUCAACACCAGUUUGUUAGAUCUGCUGAGGAAGAUCGUUCACAUAUGACUGACUUGGAAUACAAGUUGUUGAAUGUAAAGAAAAAGAAUGUAGCCUUUGAGGAAGCAAAGGAUUCUUCUGAUGCCAAUGAAGACAAGAAUGAUGGUACACUCACGGUUCAGGCCAUCCAAACAAAUUUUAGAAAAAAGAGAGAUUUAAAGGACACAGUUCAAUUCAAGAGAAAGAGAGCUAAGGGUCCAAACCCACUGUCCUGUAAGAAGAAAAAACCAUGUGAUAAUACAAAUAAUGCUGCUUCAGUAAAGGAAAAUGGGAAUGGAGAUACAACUGUGAGAAGCAGGAAUAGAAAAAGGAAGAGGUCACGUAAGAGUAAAAAUGUUUCAAAAGCCAACGUCUAGUACUUUUGCUUCUCUUCGUUUUUGUUUGCCGGGUUGAUCGGUGCUUUUAGUUACAAGUUACAUUUGCCGAGUAAGGAAACACCCAACUAGAGAGUAUGCAGUCUAUAAAGGUCAAACUUCAGCUUCCUCACCAGAUAAAGUAUAAUGCAGAUUACCAUGUCACAGACCCUUCGCUUGCAUUUUUCUCCUUUUGGUGGUUGUGGACAGGCGGCCUUUAGGCUUAGAAGAGGGUGGUAGGAGAUGAUGAGAAUUAUAGGAAAUUUUGGGUUAGUAAACAUUCUACUGGUUGAUGCCUUCAACUUUGGCAUGAUGUACCCCUCUUUUGAUAUUGUUGUAGGUUUCAGUUUGACUUCUUUUCUCCCCUCCUAGUGUAAAUUAAUUUUGCUUCUAAAUCUCCAUAUACCAAUUGUUGUAUUCUCAUUGUUCGGAAAUUCUAUUGAUGGUGUUUGUUUAUUUACCCUAC
Messenger RNA from Coffea arabica (coffee), 1597 nucleotides. RefSeq names its product rRNA-processing protein utp23-like. Lineage: Eukaryota; Viridiplantae; Streptophyta; Magnoliopsida; Gentianales; Rubiaceae. Gene Ontology annotation, cellular component: small-subunit processome. The record is from RefSeq and is a predicted model, not a curated record.